Messenger RNA from Drosophila persimilis, 1403 nucleotides. RefSeq names its product inactive pancreatic lipase-related protein 1. Lineage: Eukaryota; Metazoa; Arthropoda; Insecta; Diptera; Drosophilidae. The coding region runs from base 275 to 1303 and encodes 342 amino acids. The record is from RefSeq and is a predicted model, not a curated record. The transcript is spliced from 6 exons. Gene Ontology annotation, biological process: lipid metabolic process. Gene Ontology annotation, molecular function: lipase activity.
UUCUGUUUCGGUCGCUCCCUCUGCUCUCGCCAUCGUCGCGGUCCAAAAGUCGUCCAUUCGAAGAGAAGAGACGAAUAGCGUCUGUAAAUAUUUACUGGCAAUUUACCACGCAGAGUGCCUUCUUUCGGCCACGCCACGGCAGAGCUUUGGCAACAUUUCGAGUGGCCGCCACUUCAGUCUUGGUUAAUCACUGCCUGGAAGCGGAGGAUAUCCGGAUAACCCACUUGGACACGUACUUUCGUAAUCAAUCAUUUUAUGGACACACCACACCACAAUGCACAAGGCCAUUAAAAAUAAAUCCAGGCUGCUCUGUGGCCUCAAGAACGCGAAGGCAGAUCUGACAACGGCAAAGUUUAUACUCUAUUACGGACCCACGGUGGCAGAUAGCGAUAUCUAUGAUCUGAAAGACCAUAAGAGUCUAUUGGAGGACGAGAACUUGGACUUGAGCAGGAACACCGUACUCUAUUUGCACGGCUAUCUGGAAGAUCCGGAUGUGGAGAGCAUACAUGUCAUAGCCGAAGCAUAUCUGGAACGCAAGGACACAAAUCUGAUUGUCCUCGAUUGGGGAGAGCUGGCCGAUGGCAAUUAUAUAUUCGAUGCCAUGGUGAAUGCCAAACAACUGGCACCCGAACUGGCCAAGGUCCUGCUAGAGAUGUUUGACCACGGAUUGGAUAUUGAAAAAUUGCAUAUAGUCGGCCACUCGAUGGGUGGACAGCUAGCCGGAAAUAUCGGUCGGGAGAUAUAUAAACGCACCAAAGGUGUUCGAAAGAUAAAAAGAAUUUCCGCCCUGGAUCCUGCCUUCCCAUUGUACUAUCCUUUGGGGGCACACUUAACUUCCAAUGAUGCCGAAUUCGUGGAUGUGAUACACACAGAUGCUUGGCUUUAUGGCGCCCCUACGAGCACGGGUACGGCGGAUUUCUGGCCCAAUGGCGGCAAUAGCCUACAGCCCGGCUGUCCCAAGCGGAACUACAAAAUGCUCAGCGAUAAUGAUCUGUCUAGCCAUCGGCGUAGCUGGUGGUUCUGGGCCGAAAGCGUCUCGGAUCGCUUUCCGAUAAGAUUCGAUGCCGUGCCGUGUAGGAGCUGGUCGGAUUUCAAGCAAAACAAAACAGUGGAAACUUGUCCCCCCGUGGUGAUGGGUCAUCACUGUCCCACAUCGAUUCAAGGCAACUUUUACUUACAAACGAAUGGACAAACACCUUUUGCCAGGGGCAAGGAAGGUACAAUUUAUGUGGAUCCCAAGGAGCUUCUGGAAAAUACCCAUGGCUACUCGUGCGAGCCGCGCCACUCAAUCAAACCUGUUUGAUUGUGUUUGUUUAAGGAUUCUUUUACAUUUAUAAAAUGUAUCGGAAUCUACUCUUCGCAUCACAAGAAUAAAUACUUAAAUUUUGUUGUUGACCAUAAAA